This is a messenger RNA of Hordeum vulgare subsp. vulgare (domesticated barley), 603 nucleotides long. Its product is annotated as thaumatin-like pathogenesis-related protein 4. The coding region runs from base 21 to 536 and encodes 171 amino acids. Gene Ontology annotation, biological process: defense response. Gene Ontology annotation, cellular component: extracellular region. NCBI's taxonomy places the organism in Eukaryota, Viridiplantae, Streptophyta, Magnoliopsida, Poales, Poaceae. The record is from RefSeq and is a predicted model, not a curated record. The transcript has a single exon.
ACAGCAAGCAAGAAACAAUAAUGGCCGCCUCGUCGUCGAUGCUCAUCCUCCUCCUGGCCGCGGCGCUCGACGCCGAUGCCAGGGCCACCAGCUUCUCCAUCACCAACCGCUGCUCCUUCAUGGUGUGGCCCGCGGCCACCCCGGUGGGCGGCGGCCGGGAGCUCAACAGCGGCGAGACGUGGAACCUCGACAUCCCCGGCGGCACAGAAUCUGCCAGGAUCUGGGGCCGCACGGGCCGCAGCUUCAACGGCAACAGCGGCAGAUGCAGCACCGGCGACUGUGGCGGCGCGCUGUCCUGCACACUGUCCGGCCAACGCCCCAUGACGCUGGCAGAGUUCACCCUCGGCGGCGCUAUGGAUUCCUACGAUAUCUCGGUGAUCGACGGGUACAACCUCCCCAUGGACUUCUCCUGCAGCACCGGCGUUGCGCUACGGUGCCGCGACCCCAGCUGCCCGGACGCAUACCACCAGCCCAACGACGUCAGGACCAAACCUUGCAGCGGCAACAGAAGCUUUCAAGUCGUCUUCUGCCCAUGAUGACCUAGAUCUUGUUAGAUUGAUCUCUCGUUCAAUGGGCCCAACGAUCCAUUGGAACCUUGACACA